Molecule: messenger RNA, 639 nt
Organism: Solanum tuberosum (potato)
Lineage: Eukaryota; Viridiplantae; Streptophyta; Magnoliopsida; Solanales; Solanaceae
Exons: 3
Coding region: 1-639 (212 amino acids)
Source: RefSeq, a predicted model, not a curated record
AUGAAGGAUCUUGGAGAACUUAAAUUCUUUCUGGGAAUAGAAGUUGCAAGGUCACAUGAGGGAAUAGUGUUGUGUAAAAGAAAAUAUGCACUAGAAUUAAUAUCAGAAGCAGGUUUAAGUGGAGCAAAGCCAGCCAAGACUCCACUUGAAACCAAUCUGAAACUGACAUCUGUGGUAUAUGACAAAGCUAUACAGCAUGAGGCAACAACUGAUGAUGAACUAGAAAUCCUGCUAUAUUGGGGUGCUUGUCUAGAAACUAGGAGGUCAGUCACAUGUUAUCUGGUGAAGUUUGGAAGAGUUUUAGUUUCAUGGAGAGCCAAGAAACAAGAAACUAUGUCAAGAAGUUCAGCAGAAGCAGAAUUUAGGAGCAUGGCUGCAUACACUGCAGAACUUACAUGGUUGACAGGCAAAGCUGCAAUUCAAAUUGCUGCUAAUCCUAUACUCCAUGAGAGAACCAAACAUAUAGAUAUUGACUGUUAUUUUGUAAGAGAAAGAGUCAGUCAAGGCAUGAUUAGAACAGACCAUGUAUCUACAACAGAACAAUUAGCAGAUAUACUCACAAAGGGAUUAGGAAGAGUUCAACGUGAAUACUUGAUAAGCAAGCUGGGACUAAGAGACAUAUUCAAGCCAUCAGCUUGA